UUUUUGUAUCUGAGGAAUCAACAGCCGCCAUCUUGUCGCGGCUCGGGCUGGGGAUUUCGAUACGGCGCUAUUUAGUGUUUUGGAGCGGAGCGCGGCCAGGCGGCCUUACUGCAGCCUGCGAGGCCCCGGACGCGGAUUUCGGCAAGAAAUCGGGGAAUCGAGCGGCGGCCGUCGGACUAGAAGCGUCGCGCUGCUGCGCUGUGUGGGAUUUCCCCUCAGCCCGGAGCUCGGUAUUGUUUACGGGGAGCCGUCGGUCGGUCGGUGGUUCGGAGCUCGGAGCUCGGACGGCGUCGCGGGGGAUCCGCUCGCGCUGCAUUUUUAUGCGGCUGCGGGUCUGAGGCGAACCCGGCCGCCGGUUUGCCUCUUUGUUAGUUUUUGCAGGGAUUUUUUGGACGUUAAAUUAUAGAGAAGCUGGUCUGUUUGGUGUGAUGCACAUUUAACGUCGUCCGGUGGGAGGGAGAGAGAGAGAGAGAGGGACGGACACACACACAUUUAUACACUCUCACACACACCAACACACACAUGCGAAAAUCCUGCGGAUUCGCUUCGUCUUGUGUUUAAUUCGGUUUCUAUGAGUAAACGGGGUUUCUGGGCUCUGUCCGGGGCGCUUUAUCGGCGAUAAUGUGGGUGUUGGGUGGUGGAUUAUCAUGGGGUGAAUGGCGGUGGCGACGCGCGGCGCUGUUGUUGCUUUUUUGAAAAGCCCUUCCUCGCUGCUAGCCAGCUAACCCAGCUAGCCUAUAGCAACCCCCCCCCUCCUCCUCGUCCGACUUCUUCUCUAAACACACAGAAAGUAACUUUCCCUCCCUCUCUCAGACCGAGCUUAUUCUUUACCCCUUAUUCUAAUCGUUUGGGAGGAAAAUGGCUGAAAAUAUGCUGGAUGUCGGACCGCCCAACCCAAAGAGAGCCAAGCUGACAGCACCUGCUCUGCCUUCAGCCUCGGACGGAGCAGAGUUGAACUCCCUGUCCUGGGAUGACCUGGAGAGCAAUCUUCCAGAUGAGCUGAUUCCUAAUGGUCCUAAUGGUGACCUAGGCUUGAUGAGCAUGCCCACCAAUGGCGGGACGGGUACAGGAGGUCUGGUGCCCGACGCCGCCGCCAAACACAAGCAGCUCUCCGAACUCCUCCGAGCGGGCAGCAGCACCAACCUGUCCGCAGGGCUGAACUCGGCCAGCCCCACGCCCGGAGGCAUGGGGGCGCAGCUGGGCGCUCUGGGGAAGAGCCCAUUGAGCCAAGGGUCACCCUCCCACCCCUCUCAGACGCAGAAGCCGGGGGGUGCUGCGGGCACGCAGGGUAAUCCUGCAGGUGCAGGCGGCAUGGGGCUCAACGCAGGCUUUAACCAAGCGAUGCUGAACAACGCCCAGACACACGGCAUGAUGGGACAGAAUGCAGGUGCCCAACAGGGCCAGGUGAUCAACGGAACUCUUGGGCCGGCCGGGCGAGGCCGGGGUGCAGCAGGGAUGCAGUACCAGAACCCUGCCAUGCAGGGGGCACCUUCAGUAGGGGCACCUGUGGCAGCAGCUGGAGCAGCACCGGGAGGAGCGGGCAGUGUGCUUGCAGAGACUCUAACACAGGGGGCGCAACAGAUGGGCAUGAACGCUCAACAGGCUGGAAAUAUGAACAAGAUGGGCAUGGCUGGGGGCAGUAGUCCAUUUGGCCAGUACCAGGCCGGAGGGCAGCAGCUGGGAGGAGCAGGCGUGAAUGCACAGUUGCAGAAUAAAGCUGCUCUUCAAAACAGCCUACCGCCUUUCCCCACUGACCUCAAGGGCGGCGCUGUGAGCAGCGUGCCAAACAUGCCCCAGACGCAGCAGCAGGUCUCAGUAGGGAUGGUAGGGGGUCAGGGUGUGUCUGCCGGUCCCACGGCCGACCCGGAGAAGCGGAAGCUGAUCCAGCAGCAGCUGGUUCUGCUGCUCCACGCCCACAAGUGCCAGCGGCGAGAGCAGGCCAACGGCGAGGUACGCGCCUGUGCCCUGCCCCACUGCAGGACCAUGAAGAACGUCCUCAACCACAUGACCCACUGCCAGGCCGGCAAGUCCUGCCAAGUGGCUCACUGUGCGUCCUCGAGGCAGAUCAUCUCUCACUGGAAGAACUGCACGCGGCACGACUGUCCUGUCUGUCUGCCGCUGAAGAACGCCAGCGACAAACGCAACCAGCAGCCAAUGCUGAGCUCUCCCACCGCAGGCCUGCCCAAUUCCAUGGGUCCAGUGGGUACCGGUCAGCCCACAGCACCAGCCCUGAACACCUCCACCCCUAUAGACCCCAGCUCCAUGCAGCGAGCGUACGCUGCCCUCGGCCUCCCUUACAGCAACCAGACCCCGACGCAGGCGCAGUCACCCGCGCAGACGCCUGGAGCCGGACAGCCUUCAACCCAGCCGGCGCAGACCCAGCACCAGCAGCAGAUGAGACCGCUCAAUGCACUCGGUGCUAACCAGAUGAACCUGAGCGGAGGGGCAAUGGGGGUGCCCACGUCAGAACAGGCCAAGCUGCAUCCAGACACUAACUUACCAUCCACUCUCAAUGCCAACAGUCAGCUGUUGCCAGACGGCUCUGCGGUGGGUUCUCUGGGUAGCGUGCCCACAGCAGCCCCUCUGUCUGCCGGCGGCGUGAGGAAAGCUUGGCAUGAGCACGUCACUCAGGACCUCCGCAACCACCUCGUCCACAAGCUAGUGCAGGCCAUCUUCCCUACUCCGGACCCUGCGGCUCUGAAAGAUCGGAGGAUGGAGAACCUGGUGGCCUACGCACGGAAGGUUGAGGGAGACAUGUACGAGUCUGCUAACAGCAGGGACGAGUACUACCAUUUCCUAGCCGAGAAGAUCUACAAGAUCCAGAAGGAACUGGAGGAGAAGAGACGAUCUCGACUCCAGAAGCAGAUCAUUAACCAGGCGCCCAUGACUGCAGCUGGGACGCAGCAGCCUGCCCUGAACCAGCCCAAUGCUCUGGGACCCCGGCCACAGAAUGGACCUGUGCCUAUGCCCAACGUGCCAAACCAGAUAAUGAACCGCAUGCAGGUCUCCCAAGGGAUGAACCAGUUCAACACGAUGCCCAUGCAGAAUGUUCAGAUGUCGCAGACUCCAAUGGCAGCUCGAGCUGCUUCCCCUAUGAGUCACCCACAGCAGAUAAACAUGGGUUCUGUUCCUCAGAUGGGUAUGUCACCCACGCGGAUGACACAAGGCAUGAUGGCAACUCACGGUGGGAACAUGGUGGCUCAGGCACCCAAUCAGACACAGUUUAUGCAGCAGUUUCCCACCAACACAAACAACAUAAACGUCAACAUGGGCCAGCCCAACACGCAGGCAGCUGUUACACAGCAGCCACAGAACCACCCUAUGAAUGCACUUGGCCCAUUGGGCCCCCAGAUGAAUUGCCCUGCACCUCCUCAGCCCUCUCUCGGUGCCACUCCACCCCCUAACGUGGGCACUGCUGCAUCUGCUUCCCUGCCCGCACUGCAGCCCAACCAGGCAGGAACACCCACUCCUGCCCCAGUGCAGGGAACCCCGCCACACACACAGCCCCAGACAGAGCUUCCUGCCCCAGCACAGCAGCACCCAAGCACACCGAGUGGUGAUAACAGAGUACCCACUCCAGCGUCCGUGGCGAGUGCAGACCUGCACACGCAGCAGGCCGUGCCCGAGCUGACCGCAGCAGCUGAGCCCAAACCAGAGCCCAAACAAGAAGAACAGGACUUUGAGUCAAGCACUGUGGAACCGGAACCCAAGAUGGAGACGGAAGAGGAAUCCAAAUCCCUGUUGGUCAAGAAGGAAGAGCCAGAGGCACCGGAGCCCAAGCAGGAGCCAAUGGAAACCGAGGAGAAGAAGACUGAAGUAAAGGCCGAGCCCAAAGAAGAGGAGGAAGGUGGUGCUAACAGCACGACGUCCUCUUCGCCCACCCAGUCUCGCCGCAAGAUCUUUAAGCCGGAGGAGUUGCGGCAGGCGCUGAUGCCCACGCUAGAGUCCCUCUACAGGCAGGACCCCGAGUCUCUUCCGUUCCGCCAGCCGGUCGACCCCAUCCUCCUGGGCAUCCCUGACUAUUUUGACAUAGUGAAGAACCCAAUCGAUCUGUCCACUAUAAAGCGGAAGCUGGACACGGGACAGUACCAGGAGCCGUGGCAGUACGUGGAUGAUGUGUGGCUCAUGUUUAACAACGCCUGGCUCUACAACAGGAAAACGUCCCGAGUGUACAAGUACUGCUCCAAACUGGCAGAAGUGUUUGAGCAGGAGAUUGACCCGGUCAUGCAGGGCCUGGGCUACUGCUGUGGGAGGAAGUAUGAGUUUUCCCCUCAAACGCUGUGCUGCUAUGGCAAGCAGCUUUGCACCAUUCCCCGAGACGGAACCUACUACAGUUACCAGAACAGGUAUCAUUUCUGUGAGAAGUGCUUCAAUGAGAUUCAGGGAGACAGCGUGACUCUUGGAGAUGAUCCUGCACAGCCGCAGACCAUGAUUUCUAAAGACCAGUUUGAGAGGAAGAAGAAUGACACACUAGACCCUGAGCCGUUUGUUGAAUGUAAAGAUUGUGGGCGUAAGAUGCAUCAGAUAUGUGUGUUACAUUAUGAAGUCAUCUGGCCUGCUGGCUUUAUCUGUGAUAACUGUUUGAAGAAAAGUGUAAAGUCAAGGAAGGAGAAUAAGUUUUCUGCAAAAAGGUUGCAGUCAACACGUUUGGGCACAUAUAUAGAGGACCGCGUGAACAAAUACUUGAAGAGACAGAACCAUCCAGAAGCUGGAGAGGUGUUCGUGCGAGUGGUGGCCAGUUCAGACAAAACGGUGGAGGUCAAACCUGGCAUGAAGGCCAGGUUUGUAGAUACAGGUGAGAUGUCCGAGAGCUUCCCCUACAGAACCAAAGCACUUUUCGCCUUUGAGGAGAUUGACGGUGUCGACGUGUGUUUCUUUGGCAUGCAUGUGCAGGAAUACGGCUCAGAAUGUCCUUUCCCCAACACCAGACGGGUAUACAUAUCAUACCUCGACAGUAUUCACUUCUUUAAACCCCGAAUGCUUAGAACAGCCGUUUAUCAUGAAAUCCUCAUUGGCUAUUUGGAGUACGUCAAAAAACUCGGAUAUGUGACCGGACACAUUUGGGCAUGUCCGCCCAGCGAGGGUGAUGACUAUAUCUUUCACUGUCAUCCUGCCGACCAGAAGAUCCCCAAGCCUAAACGCCUACAAGAAUGGUACCGCAAAAUGUUGGACAAAGCCUUUGCAGAAAGGAUACUACACGACUACAAGGACAUCUUUAAGCAAGCAACAGAGGAUCGUCUGACAAGUGCAAAUGAGCUAUCAUACUUUGAGGGUGAUUUCUGGCCCAAUGUUCUGGAAGAGAGCAUUAAGGAGUUGGAGCAAGAGGAGGAGGAGAGGAAAAAGGAGGAGAACACUGCAGCUUGUGAAACUCCAGAGGGCACACCAGGUGACAGUAAGAACGGCAAGAAGAAGAACAAUAAGAAGACCAAUAAGAAUAAGAGCAGUGUAAGCCGAGCCAAUAAGAAGAAGCCUGGGAUGCCGAAUGUAGCUAAUGACCUUUCCCAGAAACUCUAUGCUACCAUGGAGAAGCACAAAGAGGUGUUUUUCGUGAUCCAUUUGCAUUCUGGGCCCAUGGUCAACACAUUACCACCCAUAAUGGACCCCGAUCCCCUGCUAACCUGUGACCUGAUGGACGGUCGCGAUGCGUUCCUGACAUUGGCGCGGGAUAAGCACUGGGAGUUUAGCUCUCUUCGACGCUGCAAGUGGAGCACCAUGUGCAUGCUGGUGGAGCUCCAUAACCAGGGACAGGACCGCUUUGUCUACACCUGCAAUGAGUGCAAGCACCAUGUGGAGACUCGGUGGCACUGUACUGUGUGCGAGGACUUUGAUUUGUGCAUCAACUGCUAUAACACUAAAGGCCACGAGCACCAGAUGGUUAAGUGGGGUCUUGGUCUGGAUGAUGACAGUAGCGGUCAGAGUGGCGAAGCCUCCAAGAGCCCUCAAGAGAGCCGACGCCUGAGUAUCCAGCGCUGCAUUCAGUCUCUGGUGCACGCCUGCCAGUGUCGCAACGCAAACUGUUCCCUGCCGUCCUGCCAGAAGAUGAAGCGGGUGGUGCAGCACACCAAGGGCUGCAAGCGCAAGACCAAUGGCGGCUGUCCAGUCUGCAAACAGCUUAUUGCUCUCUGCUGCUAUCACGCCAAGCACUGCCAGGAGAACAAGUGCCCCGUGCCGUUCUGCCUCAACAUCAAGCACAAACUCCGUCAGCAGCAGCUGCAGCACAGACUUCAGCAAGCUCAGAUGAUGCGACGGCGCAUGGCCACCAUGCAGGUUCGCGGCAUGCCCCAGAGCCUCCCGUCACCUCCGCCGUCCACAGCCCCGAGCACACCCACCGCCCACCAGCAGCCCAACACACCUCAGACCCCGCAGCCCCUCUCCAACCAACCUGCCACCCCCAGUGCUGGAGUUAUGUCCCCUACGUAUCCCAACGCUCCCCGCAAUGGCCAGCCCCCAGCACAAUCAUCCCAAGGCAAGCCAGGUCCCCAGGCCUCCCCUCUACACCAGCAGCAGUCUCCGCUCCCCCAGCCUCCCCCACAGUCGCAACAGCCCCAGCCACCACAGCAACAGCAGCAGCCUCAGCAACAGCAUCCCCCGCUGGCCGCCGUCAAAAUGGCCCGGCACAUAGAGAUGGUGGCGCAUGCUCAGCAGAGCCAGAACUACCGCAUGACCAUGAACGGCCUUCCCAUGAACCACCAGACUCAGCGCAUGCCGGGCCCGAUGCAGCCACCACCAAUGCAGAUGGUGGGGCCACGGGGUCCACAGGUAAUGCAGCCCAUGGCUCCGGGGCAGUGGCCCGGAAACCCGCAAACUGGUAUGCCGGUGGCUCAGCCUCAGCAGCCGGUGGCACCACCGCAGGUAGCCCAAGGCCCACCGAUGCAAAGGGCAAUGAUGCCCCAGCAACCGCAACAGCAACAACGCAUGAUGGUACCCACGCAGGGCCAGCGUCCACCAACUCCGCAGAGACCCGGAGCCAUUGCUCCCAAUGCUCUGCAAGAUCUGUUGCGCACACUAAAGUCACCAAGCUCCCCCCAGCAGCAACAGCAGGUUCUCAACAUCCUAAAGUCCAACCCACAGCUAAUGGCAGCCUUCAUCAAACAGAGAACGGCCAAAUACCACGCCAACCAGCCGCAGCAGCAACAACAGGGCAUGCAGCCAGCGAUGCAAGCCAUGGCAGCCAUGCCGGCUGUACAAAGGCAAGGUAUGCCCCCUCAGCAGCCCCAACAGACACCAACACAAGGCAUGGCAGCUCUCGGACCACAGGGUCAACUCAUGAACCCGGCUCACGCCAACAACCCUCAGAUACAGGAAUUGUACCGCAGGCAGCUCUUGCGUCAGCAGCAGCAACAACAGCAGCAGCAGCAACAGGGCGUGAUGCCCCAAGCGCAUGGCCAGUUCCCUCAAGCGCAGGGUUCUGCAGCCAGCUACUCGCAACUCCGGAUGCAGCAGCAGCAGCAGCAGCUGGCCAUGCAGGGGGCUGGCGGGCCCAUGGGUCAGCUGCCUCCCAUGGCCCAAAUGGGGCAACCUGGGCUGGGCAUGGACAGCACGCAAAACCUCCUGCACCAGCGCAUGCUCCAGCAGCAGCAGCAGCAGGCCGUCCUCAAGCCUCAGAUUGGUUCUCCUGCGCAGCCCGGGCCCAUGAGCCCACAGGCCCACCUGCUGGCCGGUCAACCACAGGGCGCUCACCUGGCUGGACAGCCAAUGGGCAACGCGCUCGGCAACCAGGUGCGUUCACCAGCCCCAGUUCAGUCGCCCCGGCCGCCGUCCCAACAACCGCCGCCCCAUUCCAGCCCCAGUCCCCAGGUCCAGCCGCAACCGUCGCCCCAGCACGUCCCCGGCCCGCCUCAUUCCGGUUCACCUCACCCCGGCCUGGCCCCCAUGCCCGGCUCUAUGGAUCAGGGACACUUGGGAACGCCGGAACAGAGCGCCAUGCUCCCGCAGCUUAACACCCCCAACCGCGGGGGGCUGCCCAGUGACUUAGGCAUGGUUGGAGACACCACAGGAGAUACGCUGGAGAAAUUUGUGGAAGGAUUGUAGCGUUUUCUGCGAGACUACCACCUCCCUCCCAACAAGUCCUGCUCCCAUCCUCCUCCUUUUUACCCCAUUUCCCUUUUUUUGGUUUCUCCUUUUCCUGAUUCGAUUUUUUUUGUACUGACAUGUAAAAAGUUCCAAGAAAUGUAAGAGGAGAAAAAAAGAAAUAAAAAAAAGUCAACAAUGCUAGAAAUGUUGUUUCCUAAAGCAAGACUAAUAUUUCUUCCUUUGAGUUGAGGGAUUAAUAAAAUUGCUGUUUAAAAAGAAAUUUAAAUCUCAAAGAAUAUAUUUUUGUUUCAGACCAAAACGUGGUCUAUUUGUUUUAAUUAUUUUUUUCUUUUCAGUUUUUUCCCUUUUCUUUUGUGUGAUAAGGUUUCAUGCCUGGUCUUUAUUUCUUUUCUUUUUUAAAAAAAGCAAAAGAACAGAAAAGUUCAUUAUAUAAUUCAUACCUUUUUAUUUUGUACCUUGUCUAACUUCAGAACUUUUGUGUUUAAGAACUGUAAAAUAAUUUGUCUGGGGAUUCGGGCAAGGAUUUCUCUGCUCUCAUCUUUCCUGGCGAUUGUAUUCUGGUGUUGUACCGUUUUGUUUCUUUUGUUUGUUUGUUUUUUCUGUUUUCAGACCUGCAUUUUGGAGGAAGUCCUCCUUUCCUCAUUGUGAAGUCUUUUUGAGGAGAACUAUUUGUUUGUGUUUAUAGGAACUGGGCAUACACACACACACACACACACACACACACACACACACACACACACAUACCAAUGCGUCAGAAACACAGUACGGCAACAGCCGCAAGAGGAUGUGCAAACCCGGACAACAUCUCACUGGCCUGGAUCCAGAAUUUCUGUCUUGCAGAUGUAGAAAAUUGUUGCUUUUUGUCCUAAUUUUGUGAUACAGAUCUAUAAGUAUAAAGUGAGAGGGAGGGACGGACGCCCACUGAGCUGAGUGGGUUUGGAAUGAGCGAUCACUGGUUGACUGCUUUUUGGAACACUUGAGAGUUCGGCUGUCGACCCUCAUUCCUCUCACACACAAACUUGAACUGGGGCUCCACUUUUCCUCUUAAUGUAAAUCAUGCAAGUUAUUAAGCAAAGUACUAUAAAUAUAAGGAAGAGAGAAUGGAAUCACUGUAUAAACUGGUUAAAAACUUAUUUCUUACUUAUAUACCAUAUUGUUAAAUAAACUGUGUGCAACAGAUCAAAUCCA
Astyanax mexicanus (Mexican tetra) is the source of this 9222-nucleotide messenger RNA. RefSeq names its product CREB binding protein a (gene crebbpa). Gene Ontology annotation, cellular component: histone acetyltransferase complex; transcription regulator complex; nucleus. The transcript is spliced from 31 exons. Gene Ontology annotation, biological process: positive regulation of transcription by RNA polymerase II. Gene Ontology annotation, molecular function: protein binding; histone acetyltransferase activity; chromatin DNA binding. The record is from RefSeq and is a predicted model, not a curated record. NCBI's taxonomy places the organism in Eukaryota, Metazoa, Chordata, Actinopteri, Characiformes, Acestrorhamphidae. The coding region runs from base 859 to 8031 and encodes 2390 amino acids.